This is a messenger RNA of Eruca vesicaria subsp. sativa (arugula), 876 nucleotides long. The record is from the annotation of a GenBank genome assembly. Lineage: Eukaryota; Viridiplantae; Streptophyta; Magnoliopsida; Brassicales; Brassicaceae.
UUCUGAAUGAUACUGCCAACCUUAUAAAUAAUCAAACUCCUCACCAAAACAUAGAGAAAGCAAAAUAGAAUAUUUGUGAGCUUCACGGAUUGCACCAAUGGCGGACGAGGUGAUCCUUCUGAACUUCUGGCCAAGCAUGUUCGGAACAAGGACGAAGAUCGCCUUGAAGGAGAAAGGAGUGAAGUAUGAGUACAUAGAAGAAGGCCUUAUCACUAACAAAAGUCCCUUGCUUCUUGAAACGAAUCCGGUUCACAAGAAGAUCCCGGUUCUCAUCCAUAAAGGUAAACCGGUUUGUGAAUCUAUCAUCCAGGUCCAGUACAUCGACGAGAUCUGGUCCGACAAGAACCCACUCCUUCCUCCUGAUCCUUACAAGAGAGCUCAAGCUUUGUUAUGGGCCGACUUCAUCGACAAGAAGGAUCAUUUGUAUGUUUGUGGAAAAAAAGAUUUGGUCUGAGGAACAAGAAGCGGCUACGAAGGAGUUUAUUGAGAUACUCAGCACUCUUCAAACCGAGCUCGGAGAUAAACCUUACUUUGGUAGCGAUACAUUCGGUUUUGUAGACAUUAUCCUGAUUGGAUUCUACAGUUGGUUUCCAGCGCGUAUCAGAAGUUUGGUAACUUCAGAACUGAUAAGAGUGUUCUAAACUGAUGGACUGGGGAAAGAGGUGCAUGGAGAGAGAGAGUGUUGCUACGUCUUUGCCUGAUCCUGAGAAUGUUGUUGGAUUCGUCUUACAGCUCAAGAAGCUAUGGGGUUUUGAGUAAGAUAAGAGUUUAGCUUUUUUGGAAUGUUGUGUGUUUCUAAUAAUACAGAUCGUGUCUGUAAAAUGGGAGUUUUCUUCUAUGAUGUUUAGCUCUUUAAUGAUUUGUCUAUAAGCUCCA